This is a messenger RNA of Xenopus laevis (African clawed frog), 1065 nucleotides long. RefSeq names its product extensin-1-like. NCBI's taxonomy places the organism in Eukaryota, Metazoa, Chordata, Amphibia, Anura, Pipidae. The coding region runs from base 1 to 1065 and encodes 354 amino acids. The record is from RefSeq and is a predicted model, not a curated record. The transcript has 2 exons.
AUGGAUGCUCUGCUGCAACUCUUUCCACCUCCAGCUCUGGUGCAACUCUUUCCAACUCUAACGCAGCUAUUUCCACCUGCAGCUCUGGUGCAACUCUUUCUACUUCCAGCUCUGGUGAAUCUCUUUCCCCCACCAGCUCUGGUGCUACUCUUUCCACCCAAGACUCUGGUGCAUCUCUUUCCACCUCCAACUCUGGUGCAUCACUUUUUACCUCUAGUACAGCUAUUUCCACCUCCAGCUCUGUUGCAACUCUUUCCACCUCCAGUUAUGGUGAAUCUACUUCCGUCUCUAGCUCCAGUGCAUCUCUUUCCACCUCCAGCUCUGGUGAAUCUCUUUCCACCUCCAGCUCUGGUGCAACUCUUUCCACCUCCAGCUCUGGUGCAUCUCUUUCUACCUCCAGCUCUGGUGCAACUCUUUCCACCUCCAGCUCUGGUGCAACUCUUUUCACCUCCAGCUCUGGUGCAACUCUUUUCAGCUCCAGCUCUGGUGCAACUCUUUUCACCUCCGGCUCUGGUGAAUCUUCUUCCACCUCCAGUCCAACUCUUUCCACCUCCAGCUCUGGUGAAUCUUCUUCCCCCUCCAGUGCAACUCUUUCCACCUCCAGCUCUGGUGCAACUCUUUUCACCUCCAGCUCUGGUGAAUCUUAUUCCACCUCCAGUCCAACUCUUUCCACCUCCAGCUCUGGUGAAUCUUCUUCCACCUCCAGUGCAACUCUUUCCACCUCCAGCUCUGGUGCAACUCUUUUCACCUCCAGCUCUGGUGAAUCUUAUUCCACGUCCAGUGCAACUCUUUUCACCUCCAGCUCUGGUGAAUCUUCUUCCACCUCCAGUGCAACUCUUUCCACCUCCAGCUCUGGUGCAACUCUUUUCCCCUCCAGCUCUGGUGCAACUCUUUUCACCUCCAGCUCUGGUGAAUCUUAUUCCACGUCCAGUGCAACUCUUUUCACCUCCAGCUCUGGUGCAACUCUUUUCACCUCCAGCUCUGGUGCAACGCUUUUCCCCUCCAGCUCUGGUGCAACUCUUUUUACCUCGGCUCUGGUGCAACUCUCUCCAUCUCCAGCUCUAA